Xylona heveae TC161 is the source of this 333-nucleotide messenger RNA. RefSeq lists its product as hypothetical. The record is from RefSeq and is a predicted model, not a curated record. Gene Ontology annotation, biological process: transcription elongation by RNA polymerase II. Gene Ontology annotation, cellular component: transcription elongation factor complex. Gene Ontology annotation, molecular function: RNA polymerase II complex binding. The coding region runs from base 1 to 333 and encodes 110 amino acids. NCBI's taxonomy places the organism in Eukaryota, Fungi, Ascomycota, Xylonomycetes, Xylonales, Xylonaceae. The transcript has 4 exons.
AUGGGUAAGCGCAAGAAGUCUACCAGAAAGCCGCAAGGCCCCAAGAAGUCUGUGACAGUCAAGCUGGAGAAAAAGAUCGGCGUCGGUCAGCUGUCCUGCAAAGUUUGCGGACAAUCAUUUCAAACCGGAAUCAACUACCUUUCUGCAGCAGUGGAUGUCUACUCUGAUUGGAUCGAUGCCUGCGACACCGUUGCCAAAGACGCUGCUGGGGACGACCCUCGCGAUUCCAGUUAUGGCUAUCACGAACCCGAGUCAAGACUUGCCGUGGAGGACUACGCAGAUAGGGAGCCUCUUGCCGCAACUGAAGGUAGCAUAGAUGACGAUGGCGACUGA